Molecule: messenger RNA, 3384 nt
Organism: Seriola dumerili (greater amberjack)
Lineage: Eukaryota; Metazoa; Chordata; Actinopteri; Carangiformes; Carangidae
Product: mRNA decay activator protein ZFP36L1-like
Exons: 2
Coding region: 84-1376 (430 amino acids)
Molecular function (GO): metal ion binding; mRNA binding
Source: RefSeq, a predicted model, not a curated record
ACCAACUCAUGCCAGCGAGUUACCCACGUCUAUCAGUGCGGGGGCAGACGGGGAUCGGACGAAGCCUUUGAUAACUCAAUAUAAUGCCAUCUUACCCCAAACUCAUCCAGUUUGCGGACCUGGAGGAGAUGAUGUGCAAGCAGUUACUCAAUCUCGACCUGAGGGAGUCAGACAGACGGCUACCAUCCCGCAGUCUGGCAAUGGGAACCCCAGGUUACAACGGUCAGCCACGUAGCAACACAUCAUUUUCUCUAUCAUCCCUCUGUCUCCCCACUGACCCUUCUGUCAGUGUAUUUUUGACCUCCAGCCAAAGGGGGCAGCAGUCAGAAAGCUGGCUGCCCUCCCAGCUUUCUGAUUCCUCCCAGUGGGGAAAGUCAGGCUUCCUUGCCCAGCGCUCUGUCAGCAUGGUAGAGACUAGCAGCACUACAGCAGCAAGUCUAGGCUGGCCCGGGACUGACAUAAAGCACUCCCAAAGUGACAUCAGUCCCACUGCACUCAACGCUAGCUCCUCCUCGUCCACCUCAUCCAUUUCCACCUCCUCUUCCUCAUCACGCUAUAAGACUGAACUGUGUCGAUCUUUCACUGAGAACGGGUUGUGCAAGUAUGGUGGGAAGUGCCAGUUUGCUCAUGGGCCAGAAGAGCUGCGGGAUCUUAACAGACAUCCAAAAUACAAAACUGAGCCAUGCCGUACGUUUCACACCAUCGGCUUCUGCCCGUACGGGAUCCGCUGCCACUUUGUCCACAACAGUGAGGAAGAAAAGAAGCACUCCUCUCGCUCUUCCUCAUCUUCAUCCUCCUCCUCCUCCUCAAGCAUUCCCCAGCAGCCGCCUUGCUCCUCCCACACACACAGACCUCCUCUUGUCAGACAGAGCUUCAGCUUUGCUGGAUUUCCCUCUGCUCCUCAGCAAGCCCUUCAGCAUGCCCUCUCUGGUCAUCCUCCUCCUGCCACCGCGUCUUUCACACCUGAUCUCUCGGCCUCUCCUCCUUCCUGCGCUGACAUAACUGACCUCCUGUCUCAUGCCUUCCUGGAGAUGGACUCUGCCUUCGAAGCUUCCACUACCCACCAGUACCAACCUCCCAUGGGCCACGCCACUGCAGCAGAUCUCCAGUCUCCAUUUUUGCCUUCCCCAGACUCCGGCUGCUCUCCAUGUGGACUCUCUCCGACCGGCUCCCCUUCCCUGAGGCAAAGUCCCAGUGCCACUGGAGUCUUUUCAGGACCACUGGGUGCUAGAUCCCUGUCCUACACCUCUCUGUCAGACCAGGACCAAGACGGAAGCAGCUCUGCAUGCUCACUCAGUGGCUCCGAAUCCUGCGGUGGCAUUAACGAAAGCAACGCCAGACGUCUGGCUGUAUUCAGUCAGCUCUCUGUUCCCUAGGACGCUACUGGGCUCUGCCUUUAGGCAGAAACACAGACACAAACAUACAUAUUUACACACAUUCAGACAUGCAGACCCUGGACACGCUGUUGAGACACAAUAUAUGCAGCACACACAUAUCCAUGCUCAAGCACACAUAAUCUUGCAUUUGACACAUAAAUGCACAUUCCCCUCUCACACAGAGCCACAGGGCCGACACCUCAGACAUCCUUUGCACCUGUGUGGCGUCAAAGGAAACAAAGACUUAAGUGACUGACUCAGCACACUGACAGAAAAUUGCCUGUUAGAUUUAUGGCUAAAUUGCCGCUGUCAUGUGAUUAAGGGAAGCCACGGUGAUGUAGAAAUUAAAAUGUGUUGCCACCAAAACAGAGUACAUAUCAAGAUAGAAGUCUAAAAGUGGUGGAGGUGUUUGAUGCUUUAUCGAAAUAGUAAGUCGAGAUGGCAGAUUGCGAGACAGAUAUUUUAAUCACAGUGUGAUUGUCCUCAGUGCCAUUUGUCGUUUAGUCCAACCUCUCCAUUCAUAUUUACAUUUUAUCAGCCUCUUCCGAGUGUUUAAAAGAAUGUGAUAAAGCCAAAGACAUCUGUUUGUAGCUGAAAUGUUUUCAUUAUGGUGGGACAAACACAUAAUGUGACCUACGUUCUGUAGUUGUUGUUUUUCCGUUAACUGUACACAGUAUUGUGUUGAUAAGCUGGUGAAAUUGUUAUUUUUUUUCCCCUCAUAACUGCACAGUCUGAGGUUGUGUGUCUAUCACUGGCCUCGAACCUGAAUGUUAAGUUUUUAAACAGCUCAAGUGCCUGUAUGGUUAUUUUAACAGGUCAUGUUAGUGUUGAACCAAGAUUUGCUGGGUUGUUAGGAGAGAUGUGAGAUCUGACGAGGGAUGCGAGUCUUUUAAUUUCCUUUUUUUUUUUUUUCUUUUAGUCACAUAAGCUAGUAUGAGUUCAGGUCUCUAUCUUGUUUAAGAUACCUAUAAAAGUGUUGUUCUUCUGUCUCUCAUGCAUUGUUGACAAACUGCCACAAGUAAAAUGCCAAAUGACCAAAUUUAACCUGCCCUACGAGAGGAGGAGGAGGGGCUUGGUAUGAGCUUACAACAAAAGCCAAAUGGGCUUGAUCGUACUUUUUCAAAUCCCAUGUUCAUGACAUAUCGUUUGUCUGUAUGACUUGCCAGCUGAGAAAACAGAGCAUGGGAAUUUUAUGGGCUUUCAUAUGUGAAGUGUGCCAGUAGAAACAGCAGGCAUUGAAGAAAAUCCAUCUGUACUGGCAGUCUAAGGUGGACAAAAACAUAAAUGAGAUGCCAUCACACUAUUGUGCGUGUUAUUUUGUGUAAUUUGAUGAGGUGUGAGCUCAGCUUGGGUUUCAAGGCACUUGGCUCAGAAGUAAAGUUUAACCAAGUCAAAUGACUACUUCACAAAAGCCCUGUUUUUUUGGGGUUUUUUUUUACCUCUGGCAAGUUUUCCAAAACAUUAGUGGUGCUAGUAUGUAUUUUAGAUUAUCUUAAACACAAACAUUCCCAGGCGUGGGAUUUAUUUCCUCCCUUGUCCACAGGCACCACUGAUGUUACAUUUUUGAUGAAUAUUCAUGUUUUUGUGACUCACCCCAUUACUUUCCAUCUCUCUGUCAUUCAGUAUUAAUUCUUCCUGUUCUGGCUUUGUACUGUUACAAAUGUGACGCGAGUCGCAUCCGUGAAUACUGUGCUCCCAGGUGUGUUGCCUUACUGUGCUAGAUCCAGCAUACUGUAGGGUUAGAGUACAUAUGCUUAGUGUUUUAGAAAUUGUUUCUCAGCUGUUUUGUGUGUUUAUGAUGUAGUUUGUUAGAAGAGCGGACACUGUGCUGUUACUGGUCUAUUUAAAAUUGCCUUUUCAUCAACAUGUUUGAGGCCUGUUCAGUGUUGAAGGUGAUAAUCUUUAGUAAAUUAAUUUCUUUAAUUUAUUUUAACGUAUUUAUAGAGGACUUUGAGUUGUUAAUGCUUGUAUCAAGUUUAAUAUAUUUGGGUUUCUUUUGCUUCUUUUG